GUCGCCGUUUUACCCGGAGGCAUUAGCAACACGUACGCGCGCCACUCGGCUGUGUUGUUGUUGUUUCGUUUCAAUUUUCUCGUGUUUUUUCCUCCUCCUUGACGUCCUGCGGCAGUGGACCGAUGCAGUGCGCUUGGCUCCACUUGGGUCCGCUGCAGUGGGCCACUUUCGUCGACAAACAGCUCCAGGUGACGGCGGGAAAGGAGCCGCGAGAGUUCGGAGGGUGGUUGCUCACCGUCGACCCCGUGUCCGCCAGUAUGGUUCUGGUCACCUUUAGCGCGGUGGGAGGGGCCAGCGUCCAGGUGGUGAUGGGUCACGCAGUGCGGCACGUGGAGGUGGUACGGGAACCGGACGCCGCCACGGCCCGUCGUCUGCGCUCACUCUUCCCGCCCCCCGUGGCCGGUGGGCCGGACCCGCGGCGGCGCGCUGCCGUCCGCCGGUGGCUGGAGGACAACCGCGUGCCCGUGGAGGAGCACGGCGACCAACUCCGGGUGGCCGGCGCGGUCACCGUGGUCGCGCCUUACGGGCCCGACAACUGCAGCGGCGCCAACCAGAUCGUCCUGGAUCGAGUACAGAAGCUGCUGGACCGACACAGACGGCAGGAAGCGGCGGAGGAACGACAGGAAGCCGACGCUGCUUCCUGAAGGCCUCUCACCUGCACCCGCUUCCUGUCCUUGAUCAAAUAAAAAGUUGCGCUUGACCCAC
This is a messenger RNA of Phyllopteryx taeniolatus (common seadragon), 705 nucleotides long. It is a transcript of the gene gemin6, whose product is annotated as gem (nuclear organelle) associated protein 6. Gene Ontology annotation, cellular component: nucleus; SMN complex. The record is from RefSeq and is a predicted model, not a curated record. Bases 123 to 644 code for a protein of 173 amino acids. Gene Ontology annotation, biological process: spliceosomal snRNP assembly; spliceosomal complex assembly. The transcript has 2 exons. NCBI's taxonomy places the organism in Eukaryota, Metazoa, Chordata, Actinopteri, Syngnathiformes, Syngnathidae.